AUGCAUGCUGUCGGCACAGAACCCAGCGAGACUGCUCCGAGUCUCCGACGGCAUUCCUUGGAGACAGUUCAGAACCGACCGGUACCGGUCCAUACAUACGCGACGUUGGCAAGCCAGCCACUGGCCAGAAAACAAAACGAACCAACGCUAGCAAAACAAGUUACAAAGCGGGCGCCCUUGAAAGACUUACGCGUCUUCGCGCGCCUGCCCCCCGAAAGCCCGCUUCGAAACAAGAAGGCCUACGACAUUUACAUGUUCGUUCGAGAAAAGCUCGGUCCUCAAGUUCGAGGAGCUCUCAAGGGGAUAGACCAUGCCAAGACAGGAUUAGCACUCCUACCUUCGUUAGCUAAUGGCGCAAAAGUCUUGCUAGACAACAGUGAACAUGUUGCUGCCCUUCUUCAGGCGCAAGCAGUCGAGCAGCGCGAUGCGUGGAUCCGGGCCUACAUCGCAAACGUCCCUUACACCAGGCAUUUUUUGGUAAGCAUCACCGAGCUAGAAAUCUCGUCCGAGGAGCUACUCGAAGAAAUCCAGCUUACAACAAAAUAUGCCAGAAAAAGCAUACUUUUCCAGAAAAGACGAAGUCGAAAGGCUAGGUACGGUUACAGCCUGGUUCAAGGCGGAAGCCGUAAGGCAACUACCAAGACGCCUCCGUUUGAUGGGGGCCAGCGUUUUUGUGAACCUGCAGUUUCCGAAGGAGAAGAGGUCUCCCCAAUGCCACCUGCUCUAUCACACCCAAAGUGGUGA
Messenger RNA from Colletotrichum truncatum, 744 nucleotides. Its product is annotated as endonuclease reverse. Lineage: Eukaryota; Fungi; Ascomycota; Sordariomycetes; Glomerellales; Glomerellaceae. The record is from RefSeq and is a predicted model, not a curated record.